Elephantulus edwardii (Cape elephant shrew) is the source of this 2713-nucleotide messenger RNA. It is a transcript of the gene TLK1, whose product is annotated as tousled-like kinase 1. The record is from RefSeq and is a predicted model, not a curated record. The transcript has 21 exons. Gene Ontology annotation, cellular component: nucleus. Gene Ontology annotation, biological process: chromosome segregation; intracellular signal transduction; peptidyl-serine phosphorylation. The coding region runs from base 152 to 2452 and encodes 766 amino acids. Lineage: Eukaryota; Metazoa; Chordata; Mammalia; Macroscelidea; Macroscelididae. Gene Ontology annotation, molecular function: protein serine/threonine kinase activity; ATP binding.
GUUUCCUCCCCCAUCCCCUUGACUCUCCCUUCCCUGCCCUCACACUCUCCCUCGCCCUCAGCGCGGCCCCCGCCAUGACGGAGGCGGGUGCUGGUGCCGUUGCCGCCGCUGCCGUCUCAGGGGCAGAGUCGGGUUCCCAGAAAGUAGCUUGAUGAGUGUCCAAAGUAGCAGUGGAAGUUUGGAGGGGCCGCCAUCUUGGUCCCAGCUCUCCACGUCUCCAACCCCGGGCUCGGCGGCGGCGGCCAGGUCCCUGCUGAAUCACACGCCGCCAUCCGGGAGGCCCAGGGAAGGUGCAAUGGAUGAGCUUCAUAGUCUGGAUCCCAGAAGGCAAGAAUUAUUGGAAGCUAGAUUUACAGGCGUUGCAACUGGCAGCACUGGGAGCACUGGUAGUUGCAGCGUUGGAGCGAAAGCCUCAACAAAUAAUGAAAGCUCUAAUCACAGUUUUGGAAGCUUAGGAUCUUUAAGUGACAAGGAGUCAGAGACACCAGAGAAGAAACAAUCGGAGUCAUCCAGAGGAAGAAAGAGAAAAGCAGAAAACCAGAAUGAAAGUAGUCAGGGGAAAAGUAUUGGGGGACGUGGCCACAAAAUUAGCGACUACUUUGAAUACCAGGGUGGUAAUGGCUCAAGUCCAGUAAGAGGCAUACCUCCUGCAAUCCGUUCUCCUCAAAAUUCACAUUCACAUUCCACUCCUUCUUUGUCUGUUCGACCGAAUAGCCCUUCUCCUACUGCAUUAGCUUUUGGGGACCACCCUGUUGUACAACCAAAGCAGUUAUCUUUAAAAAUUACUCAGACUGAUCUCACAAUGCUGAAAUUAGCAGCAUUAGAAAGUAAUAAAAACCAGGACCUGGAAAAGAAAGAAGGUCGGAUAGAUGAUUUGCUCAGGGCUAACUGUGAUCUCAGACGGCAAAUAGAUGAACAACAAAAAUUACUUGAAAAAUAUAAGGAGCGUUUAAAUAAAUGCAUAUCAAUGAGCAAGAAACUUCUUAUUGAAAAAAGUACUCAAGAAAAAUUGUCAAGCAGAGAGAAGAGUAUGCAAGACCGAUUACGCCUAGGGCACUUUACAACAGUUAGACAUGGUGCUUCAUUUACUGAACAAUGGACGGAUGGUUUUGCAUUUCAGAAUCUUGUGAAGCAGCAAGAAUGGGUGAAUCAGCAAAGGGAAGAUAUUGAAAGGCAAAGGAAACUUCUAGCCAAGCGCAAACCUCCCACAGCUAAUAAUUCUCAGGCACCCUCUGCAAAUUCUGAACCAAAACAAAGAAAAAACAAGACAGUCAAUGGAGCAGAAAAUGAUCCCUUUGUUAGACCAAAUUUACCACAACUGUUGACUUUGGCAGAGUAUCAUGAACAGGAAGAAAUUUUCAAACUUCGACUUGGACAUCUUAAAAAGGAAGAGGCAGAAAUCCAGGCAGAACUUGAACGUUUGGAAAGAGUCCGAAAUCUUCACAUUCGAGAACUUAAGAGGAUAAAUAAUGAAGAUAAUUCACAGUUCAAAGAUCACCCAACGUUAAAUGAAAGAUACCUGUUACUUCAUCUGCUUGGUAGAGGUGGCUUUAGUGAAGUAUAUAAGGCUUUUGACCUUUAUGAACAAAGAUACGCUGCUGUGAAAAUCCAUCAGCUUAAUAAAAGCUGGAGAGAUGAGAAGAAAGAAAACUACUACAAACAUGCCUGCAGAGAGUAUAGAAUACACAAAGAACUGGACCAUCCCAGAAUAGUUAAACUCUAUGAUUACUUCUCUUUGGAUACAGAUACAUUCUGUACAGUGUUAGAAUACUGUGAAGGCAAUGACUUGGAUUUCUAUCUGAAACAACAUAAACUAAUGUCGGAGAAAGAAGCUAGGUCUAUUGUAAUGCAGAUUGUAAAUGCACUAAGAUAUCUCAAUGAGAUCAAACCUCCUAUUAUACAUUAUGAUCUUAAACCAGGAAACAUCCUUCUAGUAGAUGGAACAGCAUGUGGUGAAAUCAAAAUCACUGAUUUUGGUCUGUCCAAGAUUAUGGAUGAUGAUAGUUACGGUGUAGAUGGAAUGGACCUAACUUCCCAAGGAGCAGGCACUUACUGGUAUUUACCUCCUGAGUGUUUUGUAGUUGGAAAAGAGCCACCAAAGAUUUCCAACAAGGUUGAUGUGUGGUCAGUUGGGGUCAUCUUUUUUCAGUGUCUCUAUGGUAGAAAGCCAUUUGGUCACAAUCAAUCUCAACAAGACAUCCUUCAAGAAAACACAAUAUUAAAAGCCACAGAAGUCCAGUUUCCUGUAAAACCGGUUGCAAGCAGUGAAGCUAAGGCUUUUAUAAGACGCUGCUUGGCAUACCGGAAGGAAGAUCGAUUUGAUGUGCACCAGUUGGCAAAUGAUCCAUACCUUCUCCCUCACAUGAGAAGAUCCAAUUCUUCAGGAAAUUUACACAUGGCUGGGCUGACAGCAUCUCCUACACCCCCUUCUUCAAACAUAGUUUCUUACUGACUUUGCUCAAGAUUGGCAUGAUAACUUUGAAUUGUUUCCAGACGCACAGUUGAGUUUGAAAGCAUUUGAGUGGGGUGUUUUUGUUUGAUUUUUCUUUUUUUACACAGAACAUGGUUGAGAACUGUUAGUAAAGUUCUUCAGAGCAUCAUUUGUGUGAGAGUAGAUCAUGGACAGUGAAUAAAUGUACACUUCUGACUCCACCCUGAGCAGUGAAAGAUGAGUGCGCGUUGCACACAAACAGAAGUACUGGGUUGAGAGAGA